CAAGACUUAAGUGUUACUCUGAUGAACGCAACUGCACAAGCUUUCUUCGCCUCAGCCAUAUUCUCCCAAAAUCUCUUAUAUCCUAACAUGUCUCUUCCUCUACGACCCCUAGGCCGAGACGGUCCCCAGGUCCCUGCCAUUGGCCUCGGUUUCGGGAGCAUUGGCGGAUUCUACGGACCCGCCGGUACCCUGGACGAGAAAUUAGCCCUCUUAGACCAUGCACACUCCAUAGGGCUACGUUUUUGGGAUUUGGCCGACGUUUAUGGCGACAGUGAAGAAGUCGUUGGUGAAUGGGUUAAGCGAUCUAGCAAGAAGCGCGACGACGUAUUCAUAACCACCAAAUUUUCGCUGCAGCGUAAACCAACUGGAGGGCACACCUUUCGGUCUGACCCCGAGUACGUGAAGGAGGCAUGCAAAAAGAGUCUUGAGAGGCUUGGGGUGGACACAAUAGAUCUUUACUAUUGCCAUCGAGUGGAUGGGAUUACGCCCAUUGAAAAGACCAUCGAAGCCAUGGUGGAGCUGAAGAACCAAGGAAAGAUUCGGUGCCUGGGUCUGUCCGAGGUCUCAGUAGCGACGCUGCGUCGAGCUCAUGCCGUCCACCCCAUUUCUGCCCUGCAGAUGGAAUACAGCUUAUUCACAAUGGACAUUGAAUCAUCAACAUCAGAGAUAUUGAAAACUUGCCGAGAACUUGGUAUAACUAUCGUGGCCUUCGGACCUAUUGGUCGCGGUAUUCUAACCGGCCAGUUCCAAUGCCAUGCAGACAUCCCUGAAGGCGACUUGCGCCGCAUGUUGCCCAAGUACUCAGAGGAGAAUUUCCCCAGCAUUUUGGAAUUGGUGCAGGGAUUGACGGAUGUGGCAAAUACCCAUGGAAGCACGCCGGCACAGGUCGCUCUUGCAUGGCUGCUGGCGCAAGGACCAGAGAUCAUCCCAAUCCCAGGUACGAAGUCGACUGCCAAAAUGGAUGAGAAUGCGGCAGCUGCCAUGCUUCGGCUGAGCGACCAAGAGGUGGAAAUGAUUCGGACUCUAGUAGAGCGAACAGAGAUCAAAGGUACUCGGUAUCCUGCCGCAACAUGGCACACUCUCUGCACGGAUACUCCGCCGCUAUAAAGAUGCAAGAAUGGAUAUAUGGAUACAUUACGUAACGUGGGGCAUGGUACUCGGCGCUGUGCGUAAAGGGGUGAAGAACGAAGAUCAGUUUGGUAAAGCCGCCACAGCGCGUAAGUGAUGGAAAAUGUACACGUAGGAGCGAUGGGUAAGACAUUCAAGAUGAUUGAUAACAAAGUGCACAAACGGCUCUAAAACCAUGUGGUUGAACGUGAGAAUUGAGUAGUCUGUGAUGAACGAUGCAGCAAAAUUAAAACCGUCGCAACCACUAAAUUACCAUUGCCAAUUCCACGACGCAUAUUUGACGACAUUUACUCGAGUAUCACAAUUGAUUGUAAAUAGAAACCAGGUAGCUAUAUAUGAGA
Messenger RNA from Pseudogymnoascus verrucosus, 1469 nucleotides. RefSeq lists its product as uncharacterized. Lineage: Eukaryota; Fungi; Ascomycota; Leotiomycetes; Thelebolales; Thelebolaceae. The record is from RefSeq and is a predicted model, not a curated record. The coding region runs from base 22 to 1107 and encodes 361 amino acids. Gene Ontology annotation, cellular component: cytoplasm. The transcript is spliced from 3 exons.